Messenger RNA from Cokeromyces recurvatus, 894 nucleotides. RefSeq names its product meiotic recombinase Dmc1. Gene Ontology annotation, biological process: chromosome organization involved in meiotic cell cycle; DNA strand invasion; DNA repair. Gene Ontology annotation, molecular function: ATP binding; ATP-dependent DNA damage sensor activity; double-stranded DNA binding. Gene Ontology annotation, cellular component: condensed nuclear chromosome. The transcript has 7 exons. NCBI's taxonomy places the organism in Eukaryota, Fungi, Mucoromycota, Mucoromycetes, Mucorales, Mucoraceae. The annotation marks the transcript as partial. The record is from RefSeq and is a predicted model, not a curated record.
AAGUUGUUCUAUACAGAAAUUGAUGAUCUUCAAGCACAUGGUAUCGGAGUUGCCGACAUACAUAAACUUAAAGCUGCAGGUGUUUGUACAGUAAAGGGAGUACAAAUGAUGACAAAGAAAUCUCUUUUAAAAAUUAAAGGAUUAUCAGAAACAAAAGUAGAUAAAAUUAAAGAAGCUGCGAUUAAGAUUCAAGGACCUGGAUUUGUUACAGCAAAGGAAAUUGCUAUACAAAGAGAAAAAGUAGUCAAGAUUUCAACUGGCAGUAAACAACUGAAUACACUUCUUGGAGGUGGCAUUCAAACAAUGUCAAUCACAGAGGUCUUUGGUGAAUAUAGAACAGCUUAUAUUGAUACAGAGGGUACCUUUAGACCAGACCGUAUCAUUUCUAUUGCAGAUCGAUUUGGUGUAGAUCCUAAUAUUGUAUUAGAUAAUAUUGUUGUCGCUAGAGCUUGGAACAGUGACCAACAAAUGGAUUUAAUCUAUGAAUUAGCAGCUCAUUUCGCUGAACAACGUGGUACUUACCGUUUAUUAGUCAUUGAUUCUAUCAUCAGUUUAUUUCGUUGUGAUUAUUCGGGUCGUGGUGAAUUAGCUGAUAGACAACAAAAAUUAAAUCAAAUGUUGAGUCGAUUAACAAAGAUAUCAGAAGAAUAUAACAUUGCUGUCUUUUUAACCAAUCAAGUAUCCUCUGACCCAGGAGCUGGAAUGACAUUCGUGGCUGAUCCAAAGAAGCCAGUAGGUGGUCAUGUAUUAGCUCACGCAUCUUCUACACGCAUCUAUUUAAGAAAAGGACGUGGUGAAGAACGUGUUGCAAAAUUAUAUGAUUCACCUGAUAUGCCAGAAAGUGAAGCCUCUUACUCAAUUAACAGUGGUGGUAUUGUCGACAUUUCUAUUUAA